Molecule: messenger RNA, 2199 nt
Organism: Miscanthus lutarioriparius
Lineage: Eukaryota; Viridiplantae; Streptophyta; Magnoliopsida; Poales; Poaceae
Source: the annotation of a GenBank genome assembly
AUGGACACCGCGGCCGCCCCGGACUCGCCGUCCGGCAGCUCCAGCUGGUCGGAGAGGUUGGCGGCGACCAUUGUGGAGGAGGAGGCGGCGGAAACCCUAUCCCGCCUUUCGACGACCCUGCUGACCUGCUCUAGCUUUCGACUCGAUGCUUUUGAUCGAUUGAUCAAUCUAUCUAUCGCUGUUGGGUUGGGACGGUUUGUUUUGUUCCCGGUGGUGGAGGACCGGAGGAGAGGCGGUUACGAGCGUGCUUUCCACGCGGACGCCGGAUCCGCCGUUGAUUCCAUUGAUCGGUUCCCUUUGAUCGAUCGUCAGAUUGACACGCUCGAGAUCGUACGCAGUUGUUGCUGCGAGCUCUCGUACGUGAAACGUGAUCCAAUCGACGACAGGCGAGAUGCCGGGAGGCGGCGGCAUCAAAAGGGCCACGGCAACGCGCGGGGUCGUCUCCUCGCCAACGAUGCGCCCAGGGCGGUGGAUCAUGAUGCUCCGGUACAAACGUGCCAUCCCAAACCGGCGUCGUCUCCUCCAUGUCUCGCCGGCCAGUGCAUCCAGGUGGGCGUUUCGGUCUUCCGGAGCUCCUCGACCACCACCGAGGGCCUCCUCGUCGUGCUCGGCGAGACUGCCAACGUCGUCCAAGGGCGGCAACUUCGAGCUCGGUCUCUUCUCCCCGGGCAACUCCAAGAGGCACUACAUAGCAUAGGCAUCUGGUUCAAGAAAACCUCCAAGCAAACGGUCGUUUGGGUGGCGAACCGGGAGCGCCCGGUCCUUGAGCCGUCGGCCUCUCGCUUCGCGCUGAGCGACCGCGGCGAGCUCGUGCUCCUGGCCACGCCGUCCAACACGCUGCUGUGGUCGUCGAACGCGACCUCCCCGUCGCCGCGCACCACCGCCGCGCCACGCUCCAGGACGACGGCAACCUCGUGGGCCCGCGGCGUCCACAGCUUCCUCACAUCGUGGACGGACGCCGAGAACCCGGCACCCGGCGCGUUCUCCAUGGUGAUCGAUCCGCACGGGCAGACCAAGCUGGACCUGCUUGCCGGCGGCGAGCGCCGGUACUGGACGACCGGCCUCUGGGACGGCGAGAUCUUCACCAUCCUGCCGGAGAUGCGGUCGGGCUCCUUCGUCGGCGUCCCCUACGCGCCGAACGCCAGCGUCAACUUCUUCAGCUACCACGACCGGGUGCCGCUGGGCAUCCGCAACUUCGUGCUGAACGUGAGCGGGCAGAUGCAUCGGCGGCAAUGGAGCGGCACGGCGGGGGACUGGAACCUCUUCUGCUCCGAGCCCCACGACCCCGCGUACAUUUACGAUGGAGAAAAGUGUUCCAUGUGGAAGGGCGAGGUCGCCAACAUAAGGAGAGUCUCAAACGAUCAAGGCGAUCAUGGAGUCGCAAGCGUCGUACUUCACCUCCGCGUCGCGGCAUCGGGGGUGCCGUCGGCGCGUUCGUCGAAGAAAUCAGAGCCCGGCUCGCUUCUGGUGUUUUACUACCGCGCCGUGAAGGAGGCGACGCGGGAUUUCUCUGAGAAGCUCGGGAGCGGGGGCUUCGGCUCCGUCUUCAGGGGCGCGCUCCCGGACGCGACGCCCGUGGCCGUCAAGAAGCUCGACGGCUGGCAUCAGGGCCAGUGCGGGAAGCAGUUUCCGCGCCGAGGUGCUCACCCUCGGCAUGAUCGACCACGUCAACCUCGUCCGCCUCCGCGCUCCGCGGCUUCUGCUCCGAGGGGAAUCGAAAUCGCUCGUGGGCACAGGGGGAGAAACCAGGCAGAGGAAGGAAGGAAGAACGGGCAGACCGAGAUGUCGAAGCGGCCGCGCAAAGAGUCGCACGAAGACGACGCAGAGAUGAGGAGAGGCUGCAGCCCGAGGACGCCAAAGCCCCUGGUGAGGGGUCUGGUACCCUGGUCUCACUCGGCCAAUUCGCCGGCGCGGCAGCGAUACCUGUACCUGGUGCUGGACGACUGGCAGAGGGGGUACAGCAUUCACAGGUUGGGCGAGGAUGACUUCAAGUCCGACGCCGGCCUGGACGCCCGCGCCGCUGAGUGCCCUCUUGUCCGCGUUCAGGCGCAGCACGCCUACACGUGCUCCUUCGCGGACCACGGCUCCAAGAUCUUGGCGAUGCAACCUGCGGGGUUCAGCCCCGGCAUCCCCGUGUUCGACACCGAGACGCUGGAGAUGACGGUGUACACGGGGCUGGAAGACAAGCUUGGAACGUAA